CUCAGCACUGUGGGGGGGAGGAGCAAACUCUGAUCCUAUUAAAGGCAUUAGCAACAUUCCAGGGUACCUCAUUCUCCCUCUGUACCACUUCCUGCCUCUGGUCUGGAUCCUUUCCCAGCCAUGUAACUAAGUGCGUGCCUUACAGUGGGAUAAAAUGAAGCCAUAAAGGACGGCAAUAGAGAUACAGAGGAUCAGCCAACGUUAAACACACACGGUGUUAUUGCCAUGGAGACAGUGGUUAUUGUAGCAAUUGGGGUCCUCGCAACAAUCUUUUUGGCAUCGUUUGUGGCUCUAGUGGUUGUCUGCAGACAUCGUUAUUGUCAGUCCAGCCGCCUCUUACAUCAGUUCGACUCGAAACCGACAGUGGACCUCAUUGGAGCGAUGGAGACCCAAAGCGAGCCCUCGGAACUGGAAUUGGACGAUGUUGUUAUCACAAACCCUCACUUUGAGGCAAUCCUGGAAAAUGAGGAGUGGAUCGAGGAUGCCUCGGGUUUGGUGUCACAUUGCAUUGAGAUUCUCAAGAUAUGUCACACUCUAACUGAGAAACUCGUUGCCAUGACGAUGGGAUCGGGUGCGAAGAUCAAAUCUCCAGCCAGGCUGAGUGAUAUUAUCGUGGUAGCGAAGAGGAUUAGCCCAAGGGUGGAUGAUGUCGUGAGAUCGAUGUAUCCUCCGCUGGAUCCCAAGCUCCUGGAUGCCAGAACCACUGCCCUCCUGCUCUCGGUCAGCCAUCUUGUGUUGGUCACCAGGAAUGCCUGUCACAUGACUGGAAGCCUUGACUGGAUUGACCAGUCCAUCUCCUCAGCCGAGGAGCACAUGUCGGUGCUGAGGGAGGCUGCUCUGGCAAGUGAGCCCGACAGAAACCUCCUGGGUUGUGACAACUAUUGCCAGGAACAGUCUGCAAUAUAGCCCUGGGCCUGGCCACCAAUCAGUAGGAGAGAGCCUGGUCUUUUCCUGCUCAAACAGCUCAGUUUCAUCUUCAACUAUUUCAUAACCACCACAGCACGGUUUAAUCAAUCUGUGUAGUGUGUGUUCAACAUUACUGUUCAAAUGAUCUUCGUACUGAAGGUCAGACAGUAACAUCAAUCACAGUCUUGAGUCUGGUUGGUUUUUCAUGUUCACGAUAAGCCUAAGAGCAUAUUUGAUCGUUGUUUAGUAACAUUUCUAACAAUCUCAUGCUUUACUGCUUUUAAAACCUCACUUAUUAUAACUCUUUGCUUCCUGCAGAUGUUUCUACAAAUAUCUUUCUCAUGCCCCCGAGUUGUUAAGGAACUAGUACAAUGGGAGAGGGGUCUUCCUUUAUUUGAAUAUGUAGUGACUGGGAAUGGUUGACGGGAUUAGUUGCAAACUAUUUGAAUCUCCACAUGAUCAGAAUAUAGAGUUUACUUCCUUCAUCUGAUCUCCCAAAGGUUGAUGCAAAAUCUGGAAAGAGAUUUUAAUGGCAUUGGAAAUUCUCCCAAACAUUUAUUAGAGGUGCACAAUGUCCACUACAGGCCAUUUAUGUUGAGAUUGGACUACAAAAUGCCGUUAGGGAGUAAAAGCAAAUGAAAUAAUUUGUGAACGGAGCAUUGGCCUUUAUAGGAAGGAUGAUGGAAGACAAAAGCAGGAAAGCCUUGCUACGAGAGCACAAAGUGUUGGGGAGGUGGCAGUGGGAGCUAUGUCCUUUGGAAAAAGCACAUAUUUUGAACUGAUGCAGCAAAGAUUUGCUGGAUUAAUUCCUAGUAUGAGAAUUGACUUCCAAAGCAGGUUUGUGGAAAAUGGAGCCGAUAUUUUCUGGGGUUCAGAAGUGGGAAUGGUAAUCUGGAGUUAUUUUGGGGUAUUGUGCGUUCCAUUACAGGAAGGAUAUGGAAGCUUUCAGGAAGGUGUCGAGGAGGUUUACUAGAAUGAUGGACACAAACUAUUGGAGAAACUCAAAGGGUCAGGCAGCAUCCCUGGAGAACAAGGAUAGGUAACGUUUUGGGUCGUGACCACUCAACACUUCACUAGAAUGUUGUCUGGAUUACGGAGUAUUAGCUACAUGGAGUGAUUGGACAGAGUUUGUAUUGUUUUCCCAAGAACGCCAGAGGUUGAUGGGUGACCUGGUAGAAAAAUAUAAAAUCAUGAGAGAUAGACAGGCAGAACCCUUUUCCCUGGAUAGAAAUAUCAAACAGUAGAGGGGAUGAGAGAAGCAAAGUUUCAAGGAGAUGUGAGGAGCAUGUUUUUAAACACAGAGUGUGGUGAGUGCCUGGAACAUGAUGUUGAAGGUGGUGAUGGACAUCAAGGGACCCUUGGAUAGACUCAUGGAUAUGCAGCAAAUGGAGGGAUAUGGACUAUGUGCAGGCAGAUAAGAUUUGACCUUGGCAUCUUUUUCGGCACAGACAUUGUGGGCCAAAGGUCCUGCUACUGUGCUGUCAAUAGACAAUAGGUGCAGGAGUAGGCCUUUCGUCCCUUCAAGCCAGCACCGCCAUUCAAUGUGAUCAUGGCUGAUCUACUUGUGAAUUGUGAAUCUGCCCUGCCAGUAUAGUUCCUCAUAUUCCGGGGUAGUGUAGAACAUAAUUUGUCACUUGUCAGAAAUAGGGAAUAAUUUCUUCUGUUAAUAGGUUGUGAUCUUUGGAAUUUUCUCUCCCCCAUUAACUGUAAAUGUUGUUUUGUUAAGCAUAUUUAUGGUUGGCAUAGCGGGGACUGGAUUUUAAAAAGUGUAGUUAAAGCAAACAAGAACAAUAUUGGGGUAAUAUUGAACUGAGGGGCUAGUUUGGGGGUUGGUUUGGCUGACUCCUGUUCAUAUAUCUUACAUUCUUGCUAUGUUUUAGCAAAGCUGAUGAUCACUGUACUUUAAACAGAUUAGCAGGAUAGAUCAGAGAUUGCUGAUAUGUAAGCAAUAUUAAUAAGGUGCCAUUUCUAAUCAUUUAUGUUAGCAGAGUAAAUUGUGCAAAGGAUCUCAAACUGAGUGGGCUUCUCUGAACUAUUCUGCAUUCUACAUCCCUGGCAAUCAACUCUUCAUUCCCAGUCACUGCAUUACCUUGCAUUGCACAGUGGCUGUGUUGCCAUCUGAGAAAGAUGCAAUAAUAUUUGCCUUGUGUGAACGGCUGACUUUAGACUCUAGAGAUACAGCGUGGAAACAGGCUCUUCGCCCCACCAAGUCGGCGCCGACCAGCAAUCAGCCCGUACACUAGCACUUGUGAUCGAUGGUCAGCAUGGACUUGGUGCUCCGAAGGGUCUGCUUCCAUGCUGUCUGUCUAAACUAAACUAAAGAUUAAAUGUCAAAGUCCUGGUAACAGAGACAGGCAUCUGAACUGCAAUGGUUUUUAAAAUAAAUCUGUGCAUCUGA
This is a messenger RNA of Leucoraja erinaceus (little skate), 3304 nucleotides long. It is a transcript of the gene tmem98, whose product is annotated as transmembrane protein 98. Bases 226 to 906 code for a protein of 226 amino acids. Gene Ontology annotation, cellular component: endoplasmic reticulum. The transcript has 7 exons. The record is from RefSeq and is a predicted model, not a curated record. Lineage: Eukaryota; Metazoa; Chordata; Chondrichthyes; Rajiformes; Rajidae.